AUGGACAAUUUUGAAGAAUAUCUUGGUGGACUUCUGGAGGAGAUCGAAGGACCUCCAACCCCCAUCCAACGACAGGAAAUGAUCGACAUCUCGAACUCACUUCGAGAAAUUCGCAGCCCAACUCCACUUGUGAAGUGGAUUGCCGAUAUGGCACUCUUCCGUCUCAACCGAGCACUGCCAGGCGCUCCGGGAGUCGAUUGA
Messenger RNA from Caenorhabditis remanei, 201 nucleotides. RefSeq lists its product as uncharacterized. The transcript has 2 exons. The coding region runs from base 1 to 201 and encodes 66 amino acids. The record is from RefSeq and is a predicted model, not a curated record. Lineage: Eukaryota; Metazoa; Nematoda; Chromadorea; Rhabditida; Rhabditidae.